This is a messenger RNA of Heterotrigona itama, 630 nucleotides long. The record is from the annotation of a GenBank genome assembly. NCBI's taxonomy places the organism in Eukaryota, Metazoa, Arthropoda, Insecta, Hymenoptera, Apidae.
AUGCUGUCGAUGAGCCCAGGAAUGGAGGUGAGAAGCAGCAGUCACGGUGGCCUCGGUGGUGAUCCGAGCGGUGGUGGCGGCGUGGUGGGCGGAGGCGUUGCCGAGGUGAACGGCAACGGGGACGCAGCCACCGACGGGAUCCAGGAAGCGAUGGUGGCCGCGGCUAGGGACCGGGCGAUACGAGCCGGAAGUGUCCGGCAGGAUCUCGCCCUCGACCUACCCCCGCGACUGCAGCUUCCCGAUGGCGAGGAACGUCCAUACGGUGCGCACACCACCUUCCAUCUUCGCGAUCCUGAACAGGAGAGCGAGAUAUAUCAGAAGUGUGUACGCCCGCCACCAAAUCGCACCGUAUUCGACAGUGAGAGUCCACCGCCAUAUCGGAGCCAAUCAGCGUUGCUAGAUGCUCCUGAACGAUUGGUCCGAUGCCACAGCACAGGAAGUUCGUUGCUGAGGGUGUUCCGGAAGUUUCCGAGCUCGGGUAAUUCGACACCUGCCGUGGUGGUGCCGCCCAGGAGGCCCACCUUGUCGAGUUAUUCCGAAUCCAGCAGCAACCUCAGCAACCUAUCAAGCUUGACUGUGGUUGCAUGCGAAGCCGACGAAAGCCAACAACGUCGGCAACAACAUGUCUGA